AUGCAACCCUGUGUUUUAUUAGCCCUGGCGGCGUGGAGGAUCUCAAUGGUUUUUAUCCGUAACUUAAUCGAAAUAUGCUGCUUACCAUUUGUUUUUGGCACAGUUGACAGCGCGUUUUACUUUUCAUCGUGCGACAAACACACAUUUUUAAAACCUUAACUGCGUUUUUAUCACCCAACCAAAUCUUAAUCAUGCAACCUGCACCAUCGAAGGAGUUGAAGAUCCAGUUCAAGAUCCAGCUGCUUUCCGGCAAGAAUGUUGUCCUGGUAGAGUGUCCGGGCUUCGAGAGUGAGCUGUUCAUGCCGCAGAUUGUCGGGGGACGGAUAACCUUCCAGAACAUCAUCCCGAAUCGAAAAUGCUGCCAAGAGAGCAGGAUGUUAACUGAUUCCUUGAAGGGCGACAUGGGCACAAGGCCUGGUAGCUCGAAGAGCCCAUUACGGCGCUCCCUUCUCGAUGUUAACCUCUCAACCCCACUUGCCAAGAGCACCCCGUCGAGUUCGUCCUUUCCGCGAGCCUGGGCCGACAAGGAGAACGUCCUCCCGCAGUUGACGCCCGAGGUAGUGCGCUGCCUACCAUUUCAGCUGACUUCACUGGGUGAAGUGGACAUGGAUGUGGACAUGGGCGAGAUGCUCUGCCAGGAGCCGGCAUCAAAGAGCCCUCGCCUGCAUUCGCCUGACCCUCAACAGAGGACAGAGGUCUCCCCACCAGUCCUUACCCAUAUGAGCCUGACUAAUGUUCAAUCAAAGGAAACUGGAGUGAACAAGUCUACACCCAAGGUUCCACCCGUACGGACCUAUGCCCGCAAAACGGCGGGCACCGCCGGCAAAGCAAAGCCGAUACCCACCUGGUCGCCCCUCCUAAAGAAAAAAAAGAAUGCGAUAGCAUCCUCCACCAAGGUGCCCAGUCCCACCAUGAAGCUGGAGGUGCGCCAUCGCAAACUGAUAGUAGACACCAAAAAGACCCUGGACGUACGCGAUCCCAACAAAUUGUGCAGUGCGCCCGUUUCAAUGAACAAAAUCAUUCGAAAGCAGGUGACUGGGAAGACACGGAAGCAGUUUGAGGCCCUUAAAAUCACAGCCUUUGACUUGUUAACCAAUCCGUGCAUAAGCAACAUGUCUGAAGAUCUCAUCAAACAAUUCCAGAAGUCCUGUGCGAACAAGGUAUGCACCACGUUACCCAAUUACGCAGAGAUCGCGGUUGCCUCGCCGCUGAAAAUGGAUAGAGAGGUUAAGGCCAUUAUGGCCAGGCAAAAGCGGAUGGAGCGGAACCAGAAACCGAAAUGCGCGUUGUCCCUGAAGAGCAAGCUAGUCUAAAGACCCGUUGCGUACUUAAGUCCCUAGAAUCAUCUCGAUGUAUUCGUCCUGACUUUUAGACAGUAAUCAAAAUGCAUGUAUAUUCUUGCCAUUCAGAUUAAACAGAAUACUACAAAUAAACCUACUUAGAUCUCCA
Molecule: messenger RNA, 1449 nt
Organism: Drosophila suzukii
Lineage: Eukaryota; Metazoa; Arthropoda; Insecta; Diptera; Drosophilidae
Gene: uno
Product: univalents only
Source: RefSeq, a predicted model, not a curated record